AGAUGGUCGUGCCGCUGCGGGCUGUCGAGGACUUGGUGCGGCGCGCGUGAGUUCGAUCGGUAGUUUGCAGUCGGCGGCGUGGGGUUGGAGGAGCCAAUCUGGGGGUGAGAGCUCGUCGGGGCUCUGGCGCUGCCUGCGUUGCGCGGAGUUCAUCUUGCCGUUCGUCCGGACCCGCGGAAUGGACAUGGACACUGAUCGUUCUUUCGAGGCUAGCAAUCUCAGCCCUCGAGAUCGAAUUCUGGAGAGGCUUGCACAAAUUGAAGUUCCACGGGAGUACCUUUACAACUCUGAAUCUGGCAUAGUUGCUUUCCUCAAGGAUAAUGAGUCCUGCAUCCCACAGCUUGUGUCUGCAAUUUUACCGUUAGAUGACGAGUUGGCGGAGAUCCAUCGGAAUCUGCAAACAGGAUCUGAAGAUGUUCCGGAAGAAAAUGAUAUGAGAAAGUUUUUUAGAGAAAGUAUGGUUUGGCUGCAGUGGUUGAUGUUUAAGGAUGAACCCACCUAUGUUCUUAAGUGUCUUUCGGACGUUGAUGUGGGUCAGAGGGGAGUUUGUGGUGCUGUAUGGGGAAAUGAUGAUAUUGCUUAUAGGUGCCGAACGUGCGAACUUGACCCCACAUGUGCAAUAUGUGUUCCUUGUUUUGAAAAUGGGAAUCAUGAGGACCAUGAUUACUCAAUGAUAUAUACUGGAGGGGGUUGCUGUGAUUGUGGAGAUGCGACGGCAUGGAGACGAGAGGGCUUCUGUUCGAAGCAUAAAGGUGCAGAACAGAUCCAGCCCCUUCCUCAGGAAAUAGCACACUCUGCUGGACCAGUCCUUGAUGCCCUCUUUGUGUUUUGGAAAAACAAGCUGUUGUCUGCUGAGUCUUCCACUCAAGAAGACAGCAUAGGAAGCGACCAUGCUGCAGAGUAUAGUGAAGUUGCAGAUGAGCUUACUCUUGUGAUAGCUGUGAUGCUACUAGAAUUCUGCAACUGUAGUGAGAGUUUGCUAAGUUUUGCUUCGAUUAGGAUAUUUUCCUCUGCAGGUCUAUUGGAGAUUCUGGUGAGGGGUGAGAGUUUCUUAAGUGAUAAGGUUAUGAAGAAACUUUAUGAACUACUUCUUAAACUGCUUGCAGAGCCCUUGUUCAAGUAUGAGUUUGCCAAGGCAUUUUUAAGCUACUACCCAGUUGCUGUAAAGGAAGCUAUAAAAGAGUGCAAUGAUGGUGUUUCUAAGAAGUAUGCUCUAUCGACGUUUUCUGUGCAGAUCUUUACAGUUCCAACUCUGACUCCACGUCUUGUGAAGGAAAUGAACUUACUUGAAAUGCUAUUUGGGUGCUUAGGAGACAUAUUUACUUCAUGUGCUGGUGAAGAUGGUCGUUUACAGGUCACCAAGUGGCAACAUUUGUAUGAGACAACCUUUCGUGUGGCUGAAGAUGUACGAUUUGUUGUGAGUCAUGUGAUCGUACCGAAGUAUUUAAUUAAUGAAAAGCGGGAUAACUUAAGGACUUGGAUGAGGCUUUUGAAUUUUGUGCAAGGAAUGAAUCCUCUAAGGAGAGAAACAGGUAUACUUAUAGAAGAAGAAAUUGAUAAUACACAUUUUCCUUUUGGUCUAUGCUCUUCAAUAGCAAAUACUCACUCCCUACUGGUUGAUGGAGCAUCUUUGGAUGAACCUGCUAAAGAGACAAUUGAUGAAAUGGAUAUGGAUGAUGGAGAAAGUUUGAGACAUGCAAAAGUAGUACGGUUAUCUCAGGAAAGUUCCGCAUGUAGCACUUCAGGCAGGAGCAAGGCAUCAGCGUCUGGAUCUAAGGCUGCUGAAGUUGAUACCAUAAAAAAUAGUCAUCCAUCAAUUCUGCCGUCUAUCACAUGGUUGAUAAAUGAAUGUUUGAAAGCUAUUGAGAAUUGGUUAUUAGUUGAUAAGACUUCAGGGGCCCCUGUAAUUGAUUUAUCUCAGAGCAACAGUAGUAUUGCCACUAGCCAUUUUUCCGCAUGGAAGAAGACAAUAUUGAGGAUCAGAAAAGGUAAAUAUAUAUUUGGUAGACUUGGUAGUCCUAGUGACCAGCAAGGUAGACUUAAUCAUGGUGAUUGGCCCAAUGCAAGUGUAGAUAAUGGGGAGGACACUGAUCCUGAAAGUAAGUCCAUUCCUGUUAGUGACAGUGAUGUUGCAAAUGCUUCUGUGGCCUCCGAUAAUUGUGCAGUGGAAGGCGAUUAUGCUUCAGAAGUGGGUGCUUUGCGUGUUCUUAGCUUGCAGGAUUGGCCAAAUAUUGUCUAUGAUGUUAGUUCACAAGAUAUAUCUGUUCACAUUCCGUUUCAUCGCUUGCUCUCAUUACUUCUGCUUAAAGCCUUGAAAAUAUGGGAUGGGGAUACCACAGCAUCCAAUGGAAACACUGCUGCUUUUGCUUAUCAGCCAUCAGGGCCCUACAACAACUUUUUCAAGUGCGUUUUGGGACUUUGUAGUCCACUGGGUUUUUGUGCUUUUGUCAUGGAGCAUCCUUUACGUAUUAGGGUGUUCUGUGCUGAGGUUCAUGCUGGAAUGUGGAAGAAGAAUGGGGAUGCAGCCCUAUUAUCUCGUGAAUGGUAUCGCUCAUCUCGGUGGUCCGAGCAAGGCUUGGAGCUUGACCUUUUCCUGUUGCAGUUCUGUGCAGCUGUAGCCCCUGGUGAUCUUUUCGUCAGCAGAAUAAUAGAACGUUUUGGGCUAUUGAAUUAUCUCUCUCUUAAUCCUACACGGGAUAGCGAGUAUGAACCGGUUCUAGUAGAGGAAAUGCUUACUCUUAUAAUCCAAAUAGUUAAAGAAAGGCGAUUUUGUGGACAGACUACAGCUGAAAGUUUGAGAAGAGAGUUAGUUUACAGGUUAGCCACUGGAGAUGCCACUCGGAGUCAACUUGUGAGGUCACUUCCCCGUGACCUGGCUAAGUUUGAGGGUCUGCAGGAAGUUUUGGAUGCUGUUGCUUCAUAUUCCAAUCCUUCUGGCCUUAAUCAGGGUACAUAUUCAUUGCGAUGGCCAUGCUGGAAAGAACUGGAUUUGUAUCACCCGCGUUGGAACUCAAGAGAAUUGCAACUUGCAGAAGAAAGAUAUGCACGCUUUUGCAAUGUUUCAGCAUCAACUGCUCAGUUGCCUAGGUGGACCUACAUAUAUGCACCUUUACGAGGAAUAGCUGGAAUAGCUACUUGUAAAGUGACCCUUCAAUUAAUCCGCUCAGUGCUAUUUUAUGCUGUUAUCAGUGAUAAGGCACGUGACUCACGUGCAUCUGAUGGUGUCCUGAUUGUUGCAUUGCACUUGCUCUCUCUAGCCGUAGAUAUUUGUUUUCAGCAGAGAGAGUCCAGAGAUAGAACAUGGCUAAAUGGAGAUCAAAAUUCCAUGCUAUCCUUUGUUACUGAACAAAUUAAUGAGGGAUUAUCUUAUGGUUUUGGCAAGUUCAGCUUAUUGUCGCUUCUUGUUUUGCUGAUGAAGUUACAUAAGACAGAAAGAGUUGGGAAUCAGAUGGAUGCAUAUGGGUCUGACCUUUCAAAUUUGAUUGAAAGUUUAUUGAAAAGAAUUGCUGAAAUUGAUCCAUACUGUAUGAAUGAGUUGCAACAGCUAGCCCCAGAAGUGUUCAUUCAAGUACCACGGUCCAUUUUAGACAGUGAUAAUGGAAGUUCAGGAUCUCCUUCUAAUGAAGGGAAGCACAGAGCCAAAGCUCGCGAAAGGCAGGCUGCUAUAAUGGCAAGAAUGAGAGCUGAGCAGUCCAAGUUUCUAGCGAGCAUUUCAACUGAUGAGGGCUUAUCCUCUGUGGAAGAGGCAACUCAUUCGGCCGCUGUUAAUGAGACCAGAGAAUCUGUUCAAGAUGUUUGCUCUCUUUGCCACGAUUCUAAUCCAGAGAAUCCUCUCUCUUUCUUAAUUUUUCUACAGAAAUCUAGGCUGCUAAGUUUUGUUGACAGAGGACCCCCAUCAUGGGAUGGGGUUCAACAGCCACAGAAGGAAACAAUGCAGAUUGAGAAGAACAAGGAAACUGAACAAUGUGGGGUUGAAGUUACGGCGGCUAGUUGUUCAGAAGUAGAUCCACCUACUAAGUUAGUGCGGUUGGUUCGCAAUACUAUAAAUAAAUUCAUGCAUAAUGCCCAGCCUUCUGAAGUCAAUGCUUUCAUGGAGUUUGUCCGGGCUUGCUUUCCUUUGUUGAGAAACCUUGACGUGCCGCAGAUGUCUAAGGAUAAAAAGGAAAGCACUGUAUAUAUGUUUGAGACGCUGGAGGAAGAUAUGUACCGAAUGAUUCGAAGGGGAAUUCAUAACAAUGCACAUCUUCUGGAGUCAGUCGAGGGAGAGAAAAAUAUUUCAACAUCUCAAGAGGUUGCAGGGGAUUUUGAAGAUGCUGAAACUGUUCUGCUUGCAAAGUAUAUAGCUUGCCUUUGUGGAGAUAGAGCAAAAGAUCCAUCAGCUUCUGAACACUUGCACAUUGACGAGACCUCAGAUGAAAGUGCUAAACAAGGGUCAGCAUAUGAUGGAUUUGGUCCAGUUGAUUGUGAUGGAAUAUUUCUUUCUUCCUGUGGUCAUGCCGUGCAUCAGGGAUGCCUGGAGCGCUAUCUAUCUUCAUUGAAGGAAAGACAUACAAGAAGAAUUAUCUUUGAAGGAGGGCACAUUGUGAAUCUCGACAAGGGGGAAUUUCUAUGCCCUGUUUGCCGUCGUCUGGCAAAUUCAAUCUUGCCUGCCCUACCAAGUCUUGGUCAGAUGAUGUGGAAGCAGUCAGUGAGUUCAUUUUCCAAUUCUUCGCAAUGUCCUUGGCCUGGGGCAAGCGGCGACACAACUUCCCUUCAUUUAUCAGAAGCCUUGUGCCUUUUGCAAUCUGCAGCUGAUUUAGUAAAGAAGGGGGAACUUUUUAAAGCUUUUCCUCUUCAAAGUAACUCAAGCUUAAGAUCGAAACUUGAAUUGCUCUGUGAUCUGCUAUCUAAGAUGUAUUUUCCAGGGCAACACAAAAGAUCAUCUAGGACUGCUAAGGCAGCUUGCUCAGUUAUCAUGUGGGAUACUCUUCGUUACUCACUUAUAUCAACAGAAAUUUCUGCUCGUAGCGGAAGGACGUCUCUCACCCCAAAUCUUAGCCUCAGUGCCUUGUUCAAGGAAAUUUCAUCUGCUGGGAAGUUUGUUUUCUCCUUGUUUUUGAGGGUUAUUCAGAGCAUGAGGACUAAGGAUACCCUAGAUGUUCUUCAAAGAUUUAGAGGUAUUAAGCUCUUUGCGGAUUCAAUCUGCUUUGGCAUUUCGACGGAUCGUCCACUUUCUUCGGAUGGCAAAGAAGGCAGUAUGUUGUGUAUCUUGGAAGAUUUCAAGGAGGAAUCACCACAUCCUGAUCUUCAUUUCUGGAAACGAGCUGCCGAUCCUGUCCUUGCUCAUGACCCUUUUUCAUCACUGAUGUGGGUUCUCUUUUGUCUCCCUUGCCCCUUCUUGCAAUGCGAGGAGUCCCUAUUAUCACUUGUGCACCUUUUCUACAUUGUCUCCAUCACUCAGGCUAUAAUUUCAUUUUGUGGGAAACAUGGUGGUGAGAUGGAUGAAUUAGGUUUUCAUAAUGAUCUGGUCAGUGACAUUUGCAAAUUUAUGAAAGAGUCUGGAUGUGAUUUCGAGUAUGCUGUUUCUGACCAUGUCGAUCCAUCAUGGGGCAUUGACAACGUAGUUCGUAACUUGAGCUUACCUUAUUUGCGGAGAUGUGCAUUGCUGUGGAAGCUUCUGGACUCAUCUACCCAUAGCCCAUUCUUUGAGAGGGGUAAUGAGUCGGAUGGGCCUUUUUAUGCUGCCCAUUUCACAGACUGUUCUGUGGAGCUCAAUGAGAUUCAAAAGCUCGAGAAGAUGUUCAAGAUCCCCUCAAUUGAUAAGAUAUAUAAAGAUGAAAAGCUCUGGCCUUUUGUCUUAAGGUGGAUUCGUCAUCUCUGCAAUGAGACUCAGCUUAGUAGGGUCACUUCCAUUGUGCAUUGUGUCCCUGCAGUUCCUUUUAAGCUGAUGCAACUACCCUACCUAUACCAGGACCUUCUGCAGAGGUAUAUUAAGCAGGCAUGCCCUGACUGCAAUACUGUCGUAGAGGAACCCACAUUGUGCCUGCUAUGCGGUAGAAUAUGCUCGCCAAGCUGGAAAUCAUGCUGCAGGAAAAGUGGAUGCCAAAGUCAUGCAUUUGCCUGUGGUGCUGGUAUUGGAGUAUUCUUGCUGAUCAAGAGGACAAUGAUUUUGUUCCAAAGGUCUGCACGUCAAGCGCUUUGGCCAUCUCCGUACUUAGAUGCGUUUGGGGAAGAGGACAUUGAUUUGCAUAGGGGAAAGCCUCUGUACUUAAACGAAGAACGUUAUGCUGCUCUUACCUAUAUGGUGGCUUCACAUGGACUAGACCGAAGCACGAAGGUUCUUCGUCAAACAAGUGUUGGUGCCUUAUUCUUUUAGAUUAGAUGCUAGGACUUUGGCACAGGGGACUAUCAUUAUGAAGGUGAUAUUGAGUGGUGGCAAGAUGGCUGUGCAUAUCCCAAGGUUGUUGAUAUGUGGACAAUAUGGUGGUUGAGCUUUCUCUGGUCCGCUGGUCAUGAACUAUGUACAGGACAAUGAAUCAUACUAACUUUCUUAGAAUGAAAAAUUUCUUCAACAACAGCAAUUUGAUCCUUGGGUAAUUUUGCUCUUCCGCCAUCCAUGGGAGUUUGUUUGCACCUAAUUUCUCGUGUCGUUGGCUCAUACCUCUACUGUACAUUCUCUCUACUCUGUACAUGCAUUUUAUCAGUCUUCUGAGUAGGGUGUAGACUCCAAGAUCUUAAUGUGUAUGAUCUUUGACCAAACUACAAGAUUGCUUGCCCGUGCUCUUGCAAUAGAAUUGUGAGAUUUUGGUGAGACUGUUGUUAUCAGUUUCAAAAACUUAAGCUACUAGAUGAAGAUGUGGUUUAUUAUUUAAA
Molecule: messenger RNA, 6852 nt
Organism: Eucalyptus grandis
Lineage: Eukaryota; Viridiplantae; Streptophyta; Magnoliopsida; Myrtales; Myrtaceae
Product: E3 ubiquitin-protein ligase PRT6
Exons: 20
Coding region: 179-6355 (2058 amino acids)
Biological process (GO): ubiquitin-dependent protein catabolic process via the N-end rule pathway; protein ubiquitination
Cellular component (GO): ubiquitin ligase complex; cytoplasm
Molecular function (GO): zinc ion binding; ubiquitin protein ligase activity
Source: RefSeq, a predicted model, not a curated record